AUGAUGCGCAGAAGUUCUUCUAAGAAAGGGUCCAGCGGGACUUACAACGGCUCUAGCUCGCUCAGGAACUUCAUCAAGGACGUGCGCAACGCAAAGACUCUAGCCGACGAGCGUGCCAUAAUCAACAAACAGGCAGCUAAGAUAAGGACGAAGCUCAGAGAUGACCACCUCUCCUCUGACAAGAAGCGUAACAACAUCAUCAAGCUGCUGUACUUGUACAUCCUGGGCGAGCGCACGCACUUCGGGCAGGUCGAGUGCAUAAACCUGAUCGCCUCAGACCAGUACAUCGAUAAGCGGCUCGGAUACCUGUCGACUACAUUGCUGCUCGACGAGUCGCAGGACCUGCUCACUUUGCUCACAAACCUGAUCAAUAAUGACCUGAAACACCCAAACAAGUACGUGGUAUCUUUGGCACUGACCGCAUUGGGGUUCUUGUCCUCCCCUGAACUGGCUAGAGACCUCUACCCUGACGUAGAGGGCCUGCUGAAGACCUACAGCACCGAUCCUUAUAUACUGAAGAAGGCGCUGCAGUGCUGUGCCAAGCUGAUCGCAAAGGACUCCCAGCUCCUCGAAAUUGUCCCAAUUGACUUGUUCCUGACUUUGCUGAAAGAGUAUAGAUCGAGCCUGACGAGCCUGUCCGCGGCCCAUGGUGUGCUGAUCGGUUUGUCAAGACUCUUCCAGGCCAUCGCCACAGCAAUUACGAACCUGGUAACUCCACAGGAAACAUCCGAGUCCGAUCCCGAAGACAUGGCAUACAGACAAAACUUGGCACAGCAAAUGAUCAAAAUAUUCUCAGAGUCCUCUUUCCUAGAUGACUUCUACCAAGUUCUCGCUAGUUUAUCAUCCAGAAACUUGGACCCACAGUUCGACGUACAAGGCGUCUCGGACCCGUUCUUGCAAUGUGAAGUUAUCACUACAUUGAGACUAUACUUCAAAGCUUACCAUAAGUUGGCUACAGAAAUUAACCAAGAGCAAGUGGAUGGAUUCAACGACUUGCUAACAAAUAUCGCUACAAACACUGACUCCACUAAAUCAAGCGGCCAGGCUGUACUAUACGAGAUCACAAGGACUAUAUUCGACUUGCAGCUACCUAAGCCCUUGCAAGUGCUGGGUAUAAAUAUUCUAGGUAACUUCUUGUCUCCACGUAGUGUCGGAGGAAAGAAGCCCACCACUGCUGUGAUCACAGCACAAAACAAUACCAAAUAUGUCGCGUUAAACAUGCUAUUAAAGGUCGUUCCAUCAGAACCUGAAGCUGUUAGAAGACAUCGGAAGUUCAUCUCCAGAUGCUUGAACGACCAAGACAUAUCUAUUAGAAUGCGUGCACUUGAGCUAACUUUUGCAAUCAUGGACAAGGAUAAUUUGGUUGAGCUUAUCAAUGAGGUCUUGAACUUCCUCGCGAAAUCUGUUAUGAACAAUGGUUCCGCGAAGGGGGGCUAUUCAUCCAGCUACAAGAUCAACUCAUUUGGAGAAGAUAUAGAUGACUCAAAGGAUUUAAUUAUAUUUGCUGUGAAUCACAUAGUUGAUAAGUUUGGUGAAAUUUCGGAAGAACAAGGAGAAAAUAUAGAUAAUAAUUGGAGACUUUCUGUUUUUGUUAAAAUUUUGAAAUUAGUGGGCUCUUAUAUCCCUGUUGAUCGUAUCAGUGAUAUUCUAAUUGCUUUUAAUAAUACAUUGGAAGUAAAUUACAAGACUGAUGUUAUUAUUAGAAUGCUGGAUAUAUCACUAAGGGAGGUUAUGGAGUCAACGGAUAAAACUACCGAAGAUGAAUUUAUUGAAGAAGGAAACUUAGGGUGGCAGCUUGUAUCAAUAUGGUGCAUAGGUGAAUAUGGAGAUAUUGUAUUACAAGCACUUCAGAGCGAUUCUAAGUUAAAUGAAACGUAUGGUAAAACGAUAAACGAAAAGACAAUUGUAAAUUAUCUGAAAUUGAAAGAUACGCAAUAUAUCAGGACCAAUCUAAAAAUUAAUCAUUAUGUAUUAACUGCGGCUUUAAAGCUUUCAGUUAGGAUACAAGAUUUUGCAUUGAUAGAAAAGUUAAGGCAAAUCAUUGUUGGACAAACAAAAAAUACUGACUUAUUACUUCAGGCAAAAGCGACACAGUAUGAGAUCAUUUUUAGCCAGCCUGAAAGUAUUAGGAAACAAAUUUUGGAUGCUAUGCCUCAGUUCGAAAGAGCUGUUAAAACAGAAAAGCCAGUUACAUCCAUAUCGCAUUUGGAUAACGGAAAGCAAUCUGAUCGAAAGCAUGAUCCGUUACUUGACUUACUGGGUGAUACUGAUGUACAAGAUACUAAGCAGCAACAGAAAAAUAACACAAACUUACUUGCUGAUUUACUAUUGGGCGAAAACAAUAAUGGUAUUCAAUCACAAGGCCAAACUAGCAAAAAUAAUGAAGAUAAACUCACACUUCCAGAAAGCUGUACUUUAUUGCAAACUAUUGAUUGCCUAGAAAUCUACGCUAGUAAAAUCACUAAAGAUGACACUUCUGCUCAUCUGGAGAUAUACUAUAAAAACAACGGAGAUGUUGAGGUAUCCAAUCUUCAAUGUUUGGUAGCUGUUACUAAGACACUAAAAGUUGUUUUAGGUCAACUGUAUCCAUCUGUCAAUAUUCCUGCUAAUGGCAUUAUCAAACAGACCUUAAAAGUGUCAGGCACCGGUAAUUUAAAAAUGAGAGUAAAAUUGUCAUAUUCAGUAGGUGGUUCUCAACAAACACAACAGUUUGACCAUAAGUUUCCAGAGCUCACUUUAUAA
Nakaseomyces glabratus is the source of this 2742-nucleotide messenger RNA. It is a transcript of the gene APL4, whose product is annotated as AP-1 complex subunit gamma. Gene Ontology annotation, cellular component: membrane coat; Golgi apparatus; AP-1 adaptor complex. The record is from RefSeq and is a predicted model, not a curated record. Gene Ontology annotation, molecular function: clathrin-cargo adaptor activity. Gene Ontology annotation, biological process: Golgi to vacuole transport; intracellular protein transport. Lineage: Eukaryota; Fungi; Ascomycota; Saccharomycetes; Saccharomycetales; Saccharomycetaceae.